This is a messenger RNA of Paecilomyces variotii, 1516 nucleotides long. Its product is annotated as phosphoesterase family-domain-containing protein. Gene Ontology annotation, molecular function: hydrolase activity, acting on ester bonds. Gene Ontology annotation, biological process: phospholipid catabolic process. NCBI's taxonomy places the organism in Eukaryota, Fungi, Ascomycota, Eurotiomycetes, Eurotiales, Thermoascaceae. The record is from RefSeq and is a predicted model, not a curated record. The transcript is spliced from 2 exons. The coding region runs from base 245 to 1495 and encodes 416 amino acids.
UUCGCAGCAAGGGCAACCCACCUGGACAGUCUCCAUCUGUUUGCUGGGAUAUCUGUUAAUAAUGAUUAACUCCGCGGCCACAUUAUGAGCUCUCGGAACUUAACCGGGAUCUAAGAGUCCCUGAACGUGCACGUGGUGGGUUUUACGGGGAGACCGCUGAAUAGAUAUACAUAUAAAAGCGAUCAUACUCUGAUCAUUGUCCUCUGUAUCAGUGACCAACUCUCCUCCGCUGACAGACGCCAAGAUGAGAGCUUCCAUCGCGAACAUCCUCGCCACGGCGAGCUUGGCCUUGGCUGCCACCAGCACUGUCGAGGAGCCGACCCUGCAGGAGAUUGAAGCUGCUGCUGCCACUACGCUCCCACUGAGCCCUGUCUCGAACGUCAAGGGUGUCGCCUUCAACAAGUUCUACCAGAUCUGGCUGGAGAACAUUGACUACUCCGCCGCAGCUGGUGAUCCCAACCAGCAAUGGCUCGCCAAACAGGGCAUCACAUUGACCAACUACUGGGCCGUUACUCAUCCGUCCGAGCCGAACUACUGUGCUUCAGCCGGUGGUGACACCUUUGGCAUGGACAACGACAACUUCAACCAGGUGCCCGCCAAUAUCUCCUCCAUCGCGGAUCUGUUCGAUACCAAGAAGAUUGCCUGGGGAGAAUACCAAGAGCACAUGCCCUACCCCGGUUUCCAAGGGUUCAACUACUCCAACCAAGUCACCAUGGCCGGAGAUUACGUGCGGAAGCAUAACCCGCUGAUCCUCUACGACUCGGUCACCCAAGACAACAACCGACUCCGUCAGAUCAAGAACUUCACCAACUUCUACGAAGAUCUCGAGCAUGAGAAGCUUCCGCAGUACGCGUUCAUCACCAGUAACCUUACUAACGACGCGCACGACACCACCAUCACCUUCGGUUCCAAGUGGGAACGCGGUUUCGUCCAGCCUCUCCUGGAAAACGAAUACUUCAUGAAGGACACUCUGCUCCUGCUCACCUUUGACGAAACCCACCUCUACCCGACUGGAAACAGGGUCUUCAGCAUCCUCCUCGGCGGUGCCAUCCCCGAGGAACUCAAGGGAACCGAGGACAACACAUUCUACACUCACUACUCCACCAUCGCCUCCCUAUCUGCCAACUGGGGUCUCCCCUCCCUCGGCCGCUGGGACUGCGGAGCCAACAUUUUCGAGAUCGUCGCCAACAAGACCGGCUACGUCAACUACGAAGUCGACACGACCAACUUAUACCUUAACCAGACCCUCCCCGGUCCCUUCUCAACCAACACUUACUCCACGUACACCCCCGACUGGCCCGUCCCCGCCACUUCUGGCCAAUGCUCUGCCGGACACGGCAUUCUGGAACAGGUCAAGAAGACCUGGGGUCAUCUGGAACCGACUUACAACUACACUAGCCCGUUCCCCUAUGACACCAAGACCGGCUAUAAUGUCGAUGUGACUGCUACGAGAAAAGUGGGUUCAUCUUCAUGUCUUCGGCUGAAUAGCAAAUGAUAUAUGGGUCAUUAUUGAUAU